GCACCACCAAGCUAGCUAAAGAGCUAACAAGCCUCUGACAGCGACCGCAGGUGUACCCAACAUCCAUCGACUGCCAGAAGAUACACGCUCAGUUCUCACGUUUUUCUUCUUAAACUUGCUACGUUUUAGCCUCAACAUGUUCGAAGAAGCGAGCGAAGUGUUUGAGAACAUGUUUAAAUCUUCAUUUCCUUUAACAUUCAUUGUGUUUUUGCCGGCUGUGCUUAUUUUGGUCUCGCCACUUCCAGCCGAAGCGGCACAUGAAUUCACGGUGUACCGCAUGCAACAGUACGACCUACAGGGACAGCCCUAUGGCACCAGAAACGCGAUUUUAAAUACCGAGGCUCGCACCGUGGAAGCAGAGGUGCUGAGUCGCCGCUGCGUGCUCCUCCGACUAGCAGAUUUCUCAUAUGAGAAGUACCAGAAAGCUCUUCGACAGUCUGCCGGAGCUGUCGUCAUUAUUCUGCCAAAAAAUAUGUCCACCAUGCCGCAGGACGUUUUGCAGCAGUUCAUGGAGAUGGAGCCAGAGCUCCUUGCCACUGAAACUAUUGUUCCAGUGUACUUUGCACUGGAAGAUGAUGAGCUGCUGUCCAUAUACAAGCAGACCCAGAUCUCGUCAUCAUCACAAAUAUCUUCAUCAGCAGCUGAGGUGCUGCUGCACACAGCAACUGCCAAUGGUUUUCAGAUGGUCACCAGCGGCGCACAGAGCAAGGCAGUGAGCGACUGGGCCAUCACCAGCCUAGAGGGAAGACUGGCUGGAGUUGGAGGAGAGGACCUGCCAACCAUCGUCCUGGUGGCUCACUAUGACUCCUUUGGAGUGGCACCUUGGCUGUCCUAUGGCGCUGAUUCUAAUGGCAGCGGGGUGUCCGUUCUGCUGGAGUUGGCCCGUCUCUUCUCCCGACUGUACACCUAUAAGAGGACGCAUGCCGGGUACAACUUGUUGUUCUUUGUGUCCGGAGGUGGAAAGUUCAAUUACCAAGGCACCAAGCGUUGGCUGGAAGAUAAUUUGGACCAUACAGACUCCAGCCUGCUGCAGGACAAUGUAGCGUUCGUUCUGUGCUUGGACACUCUGGGCAAUGGGGACAGCCUUCACCUUCAUGUGUCCAAACCUCCCAAAGAGGGCAGCCCACAGUACACCCUGCUGAGAGAACUGGAGACUGUGGCCGCCAGCCAGUACCCUGACGUGAAGUUCUCCAUGGUCCACAAGAAGAUCAACCUGGCCGACGACACUCUGGCCUGGGAGCACGAGCGCUUCGGGAUCCGCCGUCUCCCGGCAUUCACGCUGUCGCACCUGGAGAGCCACCGGCACGCCCUGCGAAGCAGCAUCAUGGACAUGCGGUCAGUGUCCCCCUCUCAGGAUGGGGCGGGAGAGGUGACAGCUGGACCUCAUGUGGACUUAAAAAAGCUCAGUCGCAACACUAAGCUGAUUGCAGAGGCUCUGGCCAGAGUUGUCUACAACCUGACAGAGAAGGGUGCGCCAGGAGACCUCCAGAUCUUCACAGAGCAAAUGCAGGUGCAGGAGGAGCAGCUAUCCUCAGUGGUGGACUGGCUGACGGCCCAGCCCCGGGCUGCCCAGCUGGUAGAUAAGGACAGCAGCCUAGUCAGUACACUGGAGUACUAUCUGGCCCGCUAUCUGAAGGAUGUAAAGCGGCACUACGUCAAAGCUGACAAGAGAGAUCCAGAGUUUGUAUUUUAUGACCAGCUCAAGCAGACGAUGAACGCGUACAGGGUAAAGCCAGCCAUCUUCGAUCUCCUGUUGGCUGUUUGCAUUGCUGCCUACCUUGGAGUCAUGUAUUUAGCUGUGCAGAACUUUGGCCUUCUCUACAACAUUCUGCGCCGGGUCACCCAACCCAAGGCCGCAAAGCAGCAUUAAGAACCUCAGCUCAGGAUCGACUCUGUUCUCUUUUCACUGAAACAGGAACCCAGACCCACAGUCCUGUUUGUUUCUGAAAUGAAUGAGCUCUACAUCUGGUCCACAUGGACUUCCAACCCAAACACCAUGUUUACCAAAACUCACUAAUACC
This is a messenger RNA of Alosa alosa (allis shad), 2021 nucleotides long. RefSeq names its product nicalin (gene ncln). The record is from RefSeq and is a predicted model, not a curated record. Gene Ontology annotation, biological process: regulation of signal transduction. Bases 137 to 1870 code for a protein of 577 amino acids. The transcript is spliced from 15 exons. Gene Ontology annotation, cellular component: endoplasmic reticulum membrane. Lineage: Eukaryota; Metazoa; Chordata; Actinopteri; Clupeiformes; Clupeidae.